Molecule: messenger RNA, 432 nt
Organism: Didymodactylos carnosus
Lineage: Eukaryota; Metazoa; Rotifera; Eurotatoria; Philodinida; Philodinidae
Source: the annotation of a GenBank genome assembly
AUGGUCCCAUUAUUUUUUGCACAUAAACGGCGUAAUUACGCGCCAUUAGGUGCUAGACAUAUUGUGGAUUUGCAACGUGCGUCUCCAUGCCUGUUAAAGUAUUGCGCCACAUCAUUUUCCGUUCAACAUACACAGAGACCAUUCUCAGCUAUUGCUGUUGAUCAAACGAUCAAAUGUACAAUAAAUAAAUACGGAAAAGGACGUGGUGGAACAACUGAUCAUUUCAAUAUGCAUUUAAUCGAUAAAUGGACUCAGUCGUUUGCAUUUCGAUCAUUGUUGUCUAACAUUACGUCCGAAAUUUGCGGUUACGAAACAGAAUCAAAUAACAUAGACAGUCAUCUUGGAUGUUCACCGAAUCGUAUUGUUGUUGAUCAAAAUGAUUUGCUACUAAUUUUAUCGAAAUUAAAACCUGAAAACUUUCAUUUUCAUUAG